This is a messenger RNA of Lepisosteus oculatus (spotted gar), 3123 nucleotides long. It is a transcript of the gene slc15a2, whose product is annotated as solute carrier family 15 member 2. Gene Ontology annotation, molecular function: dipeptide transmembrane transporter activity. The record is from RefSeq and is a predicted model, not a curated record. Gene Ontology annotation, cellular component: plasma membrane. NCBI's taxonomy places the organism in Eukaryota, Metazoa, Chordata, Actinopteri, Semionotiformes, Lepisosteidae. Gene Ontology annotation, biological process: dipeptide import across plasma membrane.
AACAUGCUUCCUUGUGACUUGUGAACUUGGCAAAGAGAAAGGGUCCACAGAAACGUGGGGUUUGAUUUGCUCUCCCCGCCUGUGGCUUAGAAAUACAAGAGGGAAAAAAAAAGGCAGAAAAUCCACAAGCAAAUCCUUAAAAAAAAAUCGAAGGCCUGGAGUAGAACAUUAACCCGCGAGUGGAACAAUGUUAUAAGUAGGGGUGUAGAAGGGACAGUGAACAGAGUGGAAAAGGAAGUAGCUUUGGAUGCUGGAGAGCUGUUAAGUUCGAGAGCAGGACUUGGGAGUUGAGAAGUACAGAAGAGCACUCGUUAGGAAUGGGAAAGAAAAACACAGAAGAUGGUGCGCUUCAGAAAAAUGUCAAACCUCGAUCACCGAAACUGUGUGGAACUAACUAUCCCCUGAGCAUCGCUUUCAUUGUGGUGAACGAGUUCUGUGAGCGAUUCUCCUACUAUGGCAUGAAAGCUCUGUUGACCCUGUACUUCCUCAAUUACCUGCACUGGGAUGAGAACCUCUCUACGGCGGUGUACCACGCCUUCUCCGGCCUCUGCUAUUUUACCCCACUUAUCGGAGCGCUCAUCGCAGACUCCUGGCUCGGGAAGUUCAAGACAAUCAUCUACCUCUCUAUAGUGUACGUUAUUGGACAUGUUGUGAAGUCUGUGGGUGCCAUUCCUGAUGUGGGAGACACAACCGUCCACGUGGCUCUGUCAAUGCUUGGGCUGGUGCUCAUUGCUAUUGGGACUGGAGGAAUCAAACCCUGUGUGGCGGCUUUUGGAGGAGAUCAGUUUGAAGAGGAGCAUAUGGAGGAGAGAACGAAGUUCUUUUCCAUCUUCUACAUGUCCAUCAACGCGGGCAGUGUGCUGUCAACAGUCAUUACCCCAAUGCUGCGGGGAGAUGUGCAGUGUUUUGGAGGAGACUGCUAUGCCCUGGCCUUUGGUGUUCCUGCAGCCUUAAUGGUCAUUGCCUUGGUGGUGUUUAUUGCUGGCAGUAGGCUGUACAAGAGGAGCCCGCCACAGGGGAACAUACUGCUGGAUGUCCUCAGGUGCAUUGGGUUUGCAUUAAAGAACCGCUGGAGAAGCUCCAGCAAAGCUCCGAAGAGGAAACACUGGCUUGACUGGGCAGAAGAAAAGUAUUCGAAACGCCUCAUAUAUGAGAUCAAGAUGGUGCUGAGGGUUCUGCUCCUCUACGUUCCUCUGCCCAUGUUCUGGGCUCUCUUCGAUCAGCAGGGCUCUCGUUGGACACUCCAAGCCACUAGAAUGAAUAUGGACUUCAGUGGAUUUAUUUUAAAGCCAGACCAGAUGCAGAUGUUGAAUGCUUUGCUGAUCUUGGUGUUUGUGCCUAUUUUUGAUAUUUGUAUUUAUCCACUCAUCCGACUUUGCAAGAUUAACUUGACGCCUCUUAAAAAAAUGGCUGCUGGCAUGGUGCUUGCAGCAUUGGCAUUUGUAGCUGCAGCACUUGUGGAAAUAAAUGUGACAGGAACUGUGGUUACAGCUCCGAUGGCCAAUGAGAGUUUACUGCAGAUUCUGAACUUGGCUGGAGAGGAAGUCACAGUAGAUCUUGCAGACAGUGACAUCUUCCCUAAAACACUCUCUUCUUUUGAGGAUCCCUGGGAAUACCAGACCCUGAACCUAUGGGCAAAUACCACAGAACUCAACUUUACUCUUGAUUACAAACUAUCAAAAUCUUCAUGCCAGCUAAAGUUCACUGAAAAAGAAGCCUAUAGUUUGGCUCUGUAUGAAGAGGACACAGGCAUUAAAUGCAAACUUAUUACGGAUGUAAUCGAGAAGUCUGACAGUGGGUAUGCAGGCUUGAGAUUUAUCAACGGCCUUGCAAAUAGCACUCAUAUAACAGUGGGCUCAGAAGAAUUUGAAAACGUUUCCGGGAACUACGGAGUCUCCAUGUAUAAGACCGUGCAGAGAGGAGAGUACAGUGAUGUGAAAUGCAGAAGUGGUCAGAAAGAAUACGCGAUUGACUUGGGCCUUCUUGAUUUUGGUGCCUCAUACACUGUCAUCAUCACUCAGGUCUCUGGCGACAUAAUGUCCUUCAAGAAAAUGGAGGACAUUCAUGCCAACAAUGUGCACAUAGCCUGGCAGAUCCCUCAGUACGUCUUGAUAACUGCUGGCGAAGUCAUGUUCUCCAUCACAGGGCUGGAGUUUUCGUAUUCUCAGGCCCCUGCAACCAUGAAGUCCGUGCUGCAGGCUGGCUGGCUCAUGACUGUGGCCUUUGGGAACGUGAUAGUGCUGAUCGUAGCGAAAGGAGGCGGGCUGGAGCAGUGGGCGGAGUUUGUGCUGUUUGCUGCCCUCCUCGUUGGAGUCUGCAUCCUCUUCUCCAUCAUAGCUCACUUCUACACCUACGUGGACCCGGACGAGCUGGCCAGGAUGGUGGACGAAGAAGAAAAUGAAGACUUGAAGAAAAAUGGCACAGGACAGCCCUGUGUGCACAUGGAUCAGAUGGUCAAAAGCACUAAGAUGUAGCCACAUUGGUCCUAUUGCGAGCAUACAAAAGGAUCUCCUCAAAGAUGCCAAAUAAAAUCAAAUUAAUAGGCCUUCUUGCUUAGAAGGUUUUGUAGAGAGAGCAUCAGACGAAGAAAGCGAAGCGUUAACUAUUUUCUAGGAUCUUCUCAAAAUCUAAUUGCAGACUUUUCCCAUUUGUGGGGUCUAGUAGUUUAAGACUAUUUUAGGCCCAGAAAUUCCGCUCUAGUAUGUGCUACUGGCCUGAUCAUCCUGUUAUGUGUCUUACUCAGCUUACAUCAGCUCAGUUGUUGUUGUUGAAAAGUGGCCAAGACAAAUCUACAGUAAGAGAAGGAGGUCUUUGGCAGUCGGAUUGCGGGUUGCAAAGCUGGUUUUAUAAAUACAAGUAAAAUUCUAGAAUAGCAGAAGAAUGUUAGUUUAGAAUGAGUGGUCACAGCUCUGCAGGGCAAACAUGAUAUAAAUGCAGUUCUGGCUGCUUGGGAAAUUGGUAAGUUAACUUAGCUCAAGUGGUAUUUUGUAUGACAUGUACUCCAAUACAGAUCUUGUAAAUAUAUGAUUUAGUAAAAAGUGUUUAUUUUUGUGAGCCCAUCGGUGUUGUAAAUUACAGACUUUACAAUUGUCUUGCCGAUUAAAGCCUUAUAUUUUAAACUAU